AUGAAAAAAGUUUGGUUUGCUGUACUCACACUGGUGCACCUGGAGCUCACCAUGAGGGCUGACACUGCCCCAUUCUGUGCUCAUCGAGAGGCUGGAUGCAGUAUCCCCUCCCUGGCCGAUCUCUUUGACAGGGUCAUACAGCAGUCUUCAAGGAUGCAUGGCAUCUCCAGUGAUCUGCACUCUGAAUUCGAGCAAUUUUUCUUUCCCAGCAAGAACCUCAUAGGAAAACGGAAAUGCCACACACAUGGCAUACUAACACCGGAUGACAAAGAGAAUGCCCAAAGACUUGGACGAGAACAACUGACAGAGGUGAUUCUGGCGCUGCUGGGGGCCUGGGGCGACCCCCUUUCACAGCUUUACCGCAGCAUGUCUCAGGAUCAGAAUCAAGACUUUAACCACUACAGCUCCAACAAGGCACUGGAGAUCAGUGAUAUGGUGCAUGAACUGAGGGAUGGAGUCGCAAAAAUGGCUGACAAGAUGAGGCUAUUGGGAGUGCUUGGUAACACUGUGGGUUACAUCUCUCCAGAGAGCUUGGUCCCCUCUUCUGCCCUUUCCUUCUACAAACAAGGAGAAGGCAGCUCAGUGGACCAUCAUGACCUGCUCUACUGCUUCCGCAGAGACUCCAACAAAGUCAAAAAUUAUCUCCGUAUCCUGAAGUGCACCACCCUUCCUGGACUGGACUGUUAA
Messenger RNA from Xiphias gladius (swordfish), 687 nucleotides. RefSeq names its product prolactin-like. The coding region runs from base 1 to 687 and encodes 228 amino acids. Lineage: Eukaryota; Metazoa; Chordata; Actinopteri; Istiophoriformes; Xiphiidae. Gene Ontology annotation, biological process: response to nutrient levels; positive regulation of receptor signaling pathway via JAK-STAT. The record is from RefSeq and is a predicted model, not a curated record. The transcript has 5 exons. Gene Ontology annotation, cellular component: extracellular region. Gene Ontology annotation, molecular function: hormone activity.